Helobdella robusta is the source of this 2949-nucleotide messenger RNA. RefSeq lists its product as hypothetical. The transcript is spliced from 22 exons. Gene Ontology annotation, molecular function: serine-type endopeptidase activity; ATP-dependent peptidase activity; ATP binding. Gene Ontology annotation, cellular component: mitochondrial matrix. Gene Ontology annotation, biological process: protein catabolic process; chaperone-mediated protein complex assembly; proteolysis. The record is from RefSeq and is a predicted model, not a curated record. Bases 1 to 2949 code for a protein of 982 amino acids. Lineage: Eukaryota; Metazoa; Annelida; Clitellata; Rhynchobdellida; Glossiphoniidae.
AUGAAAUUUUUAAAUAGUGUCCCCAAUUUAACUCAAAACGUCAUCAAAAUCCGUUCAUCCUUUGUCGAGUUACGUAAUUCGAGUAAAUUUGUUGAAAAAAGCUCUUCAAAUUUACUGCGAAAUGUAUCGCGAAGGAGUUUUUCUAGUCACGCAUUUCUUUCAACGAGGAAUACUCGUAGAAUUGUAAGCAUCCCGCAGAACACGGCUUACAUUUUUCAAUCAGGUGACCAUCUAAAUAGACGUCUGCCUAAUUUUCGCUUCCUUUCAUCUAAAAAUCCGGACGAUCAAUCAUCUUCGUCGUCCUCCUCGUCUUCAAAUACCAGCAGUACUAGUAGUGGUAGCAGCAACGACGGCGACGGUGGCGACGAUCAACAUGGGCAAAACGUCGACUACGGCCCUCAUAUGACGGCUUUGUCCCCGAUGACAGUUCCGGAGGAAUGGCCCCAAGUGCCGGUUAUUGCCGUCAGGAGGACCCCACUCUUUCCCAGAUUUAUAAAAUUGAUUGAGGUGCUUUACAAAACACUAAUUGAACUUUUGAGGAGAAAGGUAAGACUGAACCAACCAUAUGCUGGUGUGUUUCUAAAGAAAGAUGAUGAAAAUGAAUCAGAAGUAGUGACCAACUUGGACGACGUUUACUCUGUGGGGACGUUUGUUCAGAUACAUGAGAUGCAAGACCUCGGAGAUAAACUGAGGAUGAUCGUCAUGGGUCAUCGAAGGUUACUGAUGAUGAUUAUUAUCCUAGUUAUAUAUUCCGUUGAAAACGAAACCGAAACUGACUCCGGGGUAUCAUCACCAUCAUCAUCAUCGUCAUCGUCAUCUUCGUUUGGGGGUUUCGAAGCAUCGUUAUCAACACCGUCUCCGCUAGCCAUUGAUAAAGUUUUGAUAGUCGGAAUUGAGAAUGUGACGCAUGAAUCCUUUAAGAUUAAUGAAGAAAUGAAGGCUUUAACAGCAGAGGUAGUAAAGACAAUAAGAGAUAUAAUAUCAAUGAAUCCUUUGUACAGGGAAACUGUUGCACAAAUGUUGCAAGGUGGUCAGAGGGUGGUUGACAAUCCCAUCUACCUCAGCGAUCUCGGAGCCGCCAUAACUGGAGCGGAUUCAUAUGAAUUGCAAGAAGUCUUAGAAGAACAAAAUAUCCACAAAAGGCUGAUGUUGUCGUUGGCGUUGCUAAAGAAGGAAUAUGAACUCAGUAAGCUUCAACAGAAGAUAGGAAAGGAGGUUGAAGAGAAAGUGAAGCAGCAGCACAGGAAGUACAUGCUAAUGGAGCAGCUGAAGGUCAUUAAGAAGGAGCUGGGGAUGGAGAAGGAGGACAAAGAUGCUGUCGUCGAUAAGUUUAGGGAAAAACUAAAAGACUUGAAAGUUCCGGCCCACGUGAUGGAGGUGGUUGAUGAGGAGCUUAAUAAAUUAUCAUUCCUCGAUCCGCAUUCAUCCGAAUUUAACGUUACGAGAAAUUAUUUAGACUGGCUAACUAGCUUACCAUGGGGCAAAUGUAGCAUGGAGAAUUUAGAGAUAGAGAGGGCGAGAAACAUACUGGAAGAAGAUCAUUACGGCAUGGAUGACGUCAAAAAAAGAAUACUGGAGUUCAUUGCCGUCAGCCAAUUAAAAGGCUCCACACAGGGUAAGAUAUUAUGCUUCUACGGACCGCCUGGUGUUGGAAAGACGAGCAUCGCUAAAUCAAUCGCCAAGGCUCUCAAUAGAGAGUACUACAGAUUUAGCGUGGGCGGUAUGACAGAUGUGGCCGACAUAAAGGGUCAUAGACGAACGUAUGUUGGAGCCAUGCCAGGCAAAAUUAUACAGUGCCUGAAAAAGACGAAAACUGAAAAUCCUCUCGUGCUGAUAGAUGAGGUCGACAAAAUGGGGCGGGGCUACCAGGGUGACCCGGCCUCCGCCCUCUUGGAGCUACUGGACCCCGAACAAAAUUCCAACUUUCUCGAUCACUAUCUCGAUGUCAAUGUCGAUCUGUCAAAGGUUAUUUUUUAUUUCUUUAUUUUUCCAUUCUUCCUCUCUUUCUUCCUUCCUUUCUUUCUUCCUUUCAUUCUCUUUUCUCUCUUUCUUUUAAUCUUCUCAUUGAUGUUCCAGUAUAUUUUAGUGCGUUUAUCAAUCCAUCUUUUUAGAUCUCUCUCUCUCUCUCUCUCUCUCUCUCUCUCUCUCUCUCUCUCUCUCUCUCUCUCUCUCUCUCUCUUUUUCUCUCUUUCUCUCUCUCUCUCUCCUUCUCUCUCUUUCUUCAUCUUCCGGAAAGCUGCCUACCAGCUGGUUCAAAGAGAGCGCGAGUUAAUUGAGAUAGACGACAGCAACUUGCAGACGUUCGUCGGCAAGCCAGUGUUCAACAGUGAUAGGUUGUAUAAAGACACGCCCGUGGGCGUGGUUAUGGGGCUUGCCUGGACGGCCAUGGGUGGCUCCACGUUAUACAUAGAAUCAAGAUUCAAACAUCCGACCAAUCAGAGAAGGCCUAAAAGAGGUAAACACGGCAGUCUGCAGUUAACAGGGCAUCUUGGGGACGUGAUGAAGGAGAGCGGGCAGAUUGCUUACACGGUUGCUAAGUCCGUAAUCAAUAGUGUAGAUGCCUCUAACAGGAAAUUAUCCGAAGGUCACGUGCAUAUCCACGUACCGGAAGGGGCCACUCCGAAAGACGGGCCCAGCGCGGGCUGCACUUUAGUAACGGCCCUGAUCUCUCUGGCUCUCGAUCGGCCAAUUAGGCAGAACGUCGCCAUGACGGGGGAGGUUUCACUAACAGGCAAAAUUCUUCCUGUUGGCGGAAUAAAGGAGAAAAUAAUUGCCGCAAAAAGAGCCGGUGUUGAUUGCAUCUUACUUCCGGCCGAGAAUCAAAAAGAUUUUUCCGACCUACCUAACUUCAUCGUUGACGGGCUGGAGGUACAUUUCGUAGGCCACUACAGGGAUGUGUUUAAAAUCGUAUUUCCGGAUUUGAGUGACAAGGCCGGAUUGAUUGAAUGA